Molecule: messenger RNA, 1077 nt
Organism: Pseudozyma flocculosa PF-1
Lineage: Eukaryota; Fungi; Basidiomycota; Ustilaginomycetes; Ustilaginales; Ustilaginaceae
Exons: 1
Coding region: 1-1077 (358 amino acids)
Source: RefSeq, a predicted model, not a curated record
AUGAUUCUUGCCGCGCCGCCCCGCCUAUGCGAUUCGACAGGACACCACGCGCCUUCGAUGACGACAGUAGUCGAGAUCGCCCGCGACCGACUCGAAGUCGUGGAGGCCAAGCUCCGGGAUGCAAAGCCCGUCGAUGCCCGCGGCCGCCGUGUGGUGUUACGAUUGGGCAGCACACGUCGGGCAAGCUCAGGUCUGACGAUCUCCUGUGCGCGACUCGAGAGGCAGACAAGGCCCCGGAGCGACCGAACGGACCUCGUCCGGCCAUGGCCUCGAGAUCAGCGGGCAACGAGCGCGAGAGGCACUGCGCCACGGCCGGCCGCAAGAUCGCAACCCGCGCCCCAGUGGCGGACAGGCGACCACCAACGCGCCCGGGAUAGGGGGCAGCGCGGGCAAGCUCAAAGGACAGGAGAGCAAGCCACAACCGGAAGACGGCUGCGACGACUCAGCCCUGUUGCAUCCGGUCUCAUCGACAGCAGCGCAUCGUCACCAUCUCCUGUCCGCACACGCACAAGAGCGGCGGCAGCGGACGUCCCAUCCGCGCAACUACCCUGUCGGCCGGUCUGGUCCUCUAUGCACCGCCUCUUUGACCAUCGCCGCGGCCUCGACGCCGCUCGAGGCCUCACUGUUCGACAGCUGCCUGACCUCUGCCCGCCGGCCCGACUGCUAUGGAUGACAGACGUCGACCCAUUCCCCCGACACAGCUCCCCGCCAUUCGGUCACAACCUCGACUUCCGUCCGUGCCUCUAUGCACAUCUACUCAGCGGCUCUGGCAGCCACAGCCGAUGCUCUCCCACUAGCGCUUCAAAGAGGCUAGGCUCGGGCGUCGAGACAAGGCUGAACAUAGGCCAGCGCGCUCUCAUCUCGGCAUCGGAAGCUCGGAAGCCGAACCGGGUCACGCGAAGCUUGAGCUCGAGCCUUGCUUUCGGCCACAAGAGGUAUGGCCUCCCCUCAAGCACCACAAGGAGCAGGAAAAGGCCCUUCGCAGCUGCUCUAGCAUCGAGGCGGGCCGCCCAUGCCUCUGCUCACGCGUCUGCCCAGCGCCGAUGGUUGGCGUUCGUCGCAAAGGGCAAGACUUGA